Messenger RNA from Echinostoma caproni, 1083 nucleotides. The record is from the annotation of a GenBank genome assembly. NCBI's taxonomy places the organism in Eukaryota, Metazoa, Platyhelminthes, Trematoda, Plagiorchiida, Echinostomatidae.
AUGUUGGUAUCGGCGUCGGAUUGCCGACCUGGAGCGUUUGAUGAAGAAGUGAAGCUUCCUUUGGACGAAUCCAGUCUGUUUCGAUUAUUGGACGUCAUCAUAGGUGGUCAAAACAAACUUGGCAUUCGAUUAAUUUUCAGCACUUUGAAGAACGCGGCCGAUUUGUUAGAAAAACAACCAAAUAUUACUGAAAUCGAUCUGUAUCAGCAUGAGGCUGUCGCCGUGUGUGGAGAUAUUCACGGAAAUAUUCAUGCUAUACUGCAGUUUUUAAAACAGAAUGGCAUGCCCUCCGAAAAAAGACCAGUCAUUUUCAAUGGGGAUUUUGUGGAUCGUGGAAGUAAAUCCGUCGAAGUACUGAUUCUCGUCCUAACACUAUUUCUGACGUACCCAAACUGCGUUUUUCUAAACCGAGGAAAUCAUGAAGACAUGGCAGUCAACGAGCACUACGGGUUUAAGAAGGAGGUUUGCUUCAAGUAUCCGUAUCCCAGUACUCCUCAACCAGGGCGCAAGUCCGUGCUUAUGGGAAGCGGUCGACCGAAUUCAAAUGUGGGGUUACCCGCUUUAGCCAAUAUUGUUCAACUACGCAUGAUUGGAUCUGCGGCUGAUGAGCCGUCCUGUAUAGCUCGCAGGGUUAUUGAGGAGCGCAAGCCGUCACUCCACGCCAAGGUACAGUCUUGUCGUGAUGGACGUUAUCACCUUCCAAUUAAAGCAAAGGCCGAAGCUCUGAAUGCGGCCCUGAUAAGACUGUGGCAACAAAUUUUGAUGAAUAAGGAAAAAAUCAUUGUCGCCUGCGACGAUCUAGAUCAAUUAGAUGAAGAAGAGAUCCCCGUUAAUAAUUGGGCUGACAUGAUGUCAGAAGCAACAGGUUUACACGUACCGUGGAGAUACUUACGUCCGUUUCUGGUACGUAGUGGUGCAAACUCGUCCACGGUGAAGUACAAAUCGCUCUUUGAGGGAACGUGCGUGAAGCACGAUAUGCUACAUGGUCAAGAUGAAUUGGCGGGUGACCUAUUGCGCCAUCUAGACGCAUUGAAAUCAACAGCGCAAUUAAUCGAUGAAGAUGAUACCGGUAUGCAAUGCUGA